This is a messenger RNA of Triplophysa dalaica, 1373 nucleotides long. It is a transcript of the gene arl10, whose product is annotated as ADP-ribosylation factor-like 10. The transcript has 5 exons. The coding region runs from base 65 to 760 and encodes 231 amino acids. The record is from RefSeq and is a predicted model, not a curated record. Gene Ontology annotation, molecular function: GTP binding; GTPase activity. NCBI's taxonomy places the organism in Eukaryota, Metazoa, Chordata, Actinopteri, Cypriniformes, Nemacheilidae.
CUCGCUUGUUUUCCAGUGUUGUCUUUUGCUUUAAGUGGCUGUGUGCGGUUCUCCCCCUGUAGUCAUGCUCGGUCGCUAUGCUGCGGCUGGAAUGGAUGGAUCACGUCAUACAGUCUCGUUCAUGGUUGUGCUGCGUCAUAUCUCUGUGGCGCUCAGCGCUGCGAUGGCUGCGGUGGGAACCGCGCUGUUCCUCACCCUCAAUCUCUUCUACAAGAGGCGAAUGUGGACCCUAGAGUCAGAGUACUACACCAUCAGUGAGGAGCAGGAAGAGCGCAGUGAAAAGCAGGUGCUUGUGCUCGGUUUGGAUGGUGCUGGUAAGAGCAGUGUUCUGCAGGGGCUGAGCGGAGCGAGAAGGUGCUGCCGACCCACACGAGGCUUUAACUUCAUUAGCCUACACACACCUGCGUGCCAGCUGGACUUUCUGGAAAUUGGAGGAGGCGAGGACUUGAGAAAGUACUGGGAGGAUUACCUAAAGAGAACGCACAUCUUGGUGUACGUGGUUGACUCCUCUGAUAGAGGUCGACUCCCUCAGGCCAAAGAUGAGCUCCAUCGAUUAUUGAAAGCAGGAAUGGAUCUUCCGGGGGGUGUGCUGGGAAACAAGCAGGACAAACCGAAUGUGUGCAGUGUCCCGGAGCUCCGUGAGGCUCUGUCUCUCAACUCAGUGGACCAUCAGAAGAAGAUUUUCCUGCUAGGAUCUGAUGGAUUGAGCAAAACCAGCAGUCACCAAAAGUUACAGGAUCUGCUUCUGACACUGGUGUAAAGCCACACAACCGUGUAGGGUUCUUUAGGAAGGGGACCUUCAUUACAGAGCGUUUAAGGUAGAGCUUUUGCCUCGUACGAAGAGGCACUAUCAUGACAUGUUACUUCCUCCGAGGAGUUGAGAAAGUAUUUCGUAUAACAAGCGCUGUGCUGCAGGCAUUAUUGCUGCUAGUGUCCAAUAGCACAUUAUUAUUGUUGUUUACAUCAUUUUAAUCAGUAUUAUAGACUAUAUUAAGUAUGUAAUGUAGAAAUAUAUUUCAUGAAACAAAGUCAAAAGCUGAAAUGAUAGAAAUUCCAAGGAAUGUUUAAUAAUGUACAGGGACAAAAUCUAUUAUUUUGUAUAAAGAUUAACAUUGUUAUAUUGUUCUUUGCAUUUGUGUAAAUUGCAGCUAUACAUAGCAAUAUUUGCUGUACUGAAUAGAACUUACAAAUCAUUUAUUCACAAAAUUUGUGGAUUUGUGAUAUUGUAUGAUCUAGACAUUUUGUGAGAUUCUCUCAAAUGAUUAAUUUUACACAAAUGUCUUCAUAACUAAUGAUUUGGGCUUCAAAUAUACGAUUGUUUUUGAAGUUGUAGAAAAUAAGGCCUCUUUACUUGAAUAUGGUUUGGUUAUGAA